Molecule: messenger RNA, 4349 nt
Organism: Colossoma macropomum (tambaqui)
Lineage: Eukaryota; Metazoa; Chordata; Actinopteri; Characiformes; Serrasalmidae
Product: cartilage intermediate layer protein, nucleotide pyrophosphohydrolase
Exons: 9
Coding region: 179-3694 (1171 amino acids)
Source: RefSeq, a predicted model, not a curated record
UAUAAGAGCACACACACACACUCUCACACACUCUGCAUGCUUUCUGCAGAGCAGACAUAAAGCCUUCUUCACCUCUCUAGAAGACUCUGACUUGGGAGUUCUGUGGCUGGACUAUAAUUAGCGUGAAAAGAGCAAAGGGUCGAUACCAGAGGCCAAAGGUCACUAGUACAGAGCCAGGAUGGGCUACCCAUUAACGUGGGCCUUUCUUCUUGUUCUCUGUGGAAUUACUGGCACCUUCUCUCAAGGACCACAGAGAGCAGACAAUGGAAGAUCUGUGAGCCGCGAUCCAGCUGUGUUCUAUAAUGAAGAUGACUAUGAGUGGACAACAUGGUUUAACAUCGAUCACCCUGGAGGAAGGGGUGACUAUGAGCAGCUGGAUGCCAUUCGUUUCUAUUAUCGAGCACGUGUGUGCAGCUCUCCACAGGCCCUGGACGCUCGUACUACAGACUGGAUCCCAGCACGCAGGACUGGAGAGAGGGUGCACGCUGACCCUGCCUUGGGAUUCUGGUGUGUCAAUGCAGAGCAGCCUGCAGGAAAGAACUGCUCUAAUUACGCAGUUCGGUUUCUCUGCCCAAGAGACAAGCAGCCAGAAAUUCAUGGAGUGUGGGGUCAAUGGUCAGAAUGGAGCCCCUGCCCAGCACAGUGUGGUCAGUUAGCAGUUCAUGUGCGCUCCAGAACCUGCAAGACGCAAUCCAGGCCAUGCAAUGGUCCGACCAUAGAGGGCAAGCAGUGCAAAGGACCCACAUGUCCAGGUUGUGAUCUGCAGUGUGCUAUGGGGAAAGUGAAUGCAGAGUGUAAUGCCUGCACAUGCCAGGAACACACCAUUCUUGGGUCGGUUCGCAGUGCUGGGGGUCUCCCAGCUCCUGGGGCAACCAUCCUCCUCUCUGACAAAAGCCCCAAGCUUCUUACACUAACUGACCAUAAUGGACACUUCCGUGUGCCAGGAAUCUGCCCCAAUGGCAACACCACACUGCUGAUCAAGAUGCAGAACCACACUCCUCAAAGAGUCACCGUGCCACUGAGCUCUGAACACACCACUGUCCUUAAUGUGAAGCUGGACCGAGCAAAAAAACUGUAUGUACAAAAGAACCCAGAAUCCAAAGCCAGGAGAGAGGGUCAAACAGCUGCCUUUUGCUGCAAGAUUGCUGGAUCGCCUGAACCUGAAGAGUACCAGUGGUUUCACAAUGGAAGUCUGCUUCAGAAAAGUAGAUAUCAGUAUGAUGAGACUUUGGUUUUGAGGAACCUCCAGAUGGACCAGGCUGGAGAGUACUACUGCAGAGCCAGUAAUGAGAAUGGAGCUAUUAAAUCAAAGCCAGCCACCCUCACAGUUAUUGAUCAAGAUGAACCAUCAUGCAACCCGAAGCCUGAAGCCCACUUGAUCCGCCUGCCUCAUGACUGCUUCCAGAACCAGACAAACUCAUUCUAUUACGAUGUAGGAAGAUGCCCUAUAGGAACGUGUACUGGCCAGCUGGACAAUGGUAUUCGAUGCAAAGAUUCCAUAUCUUUCUGCUGUGGAGUGUCCAAGAUGGAAGAGAGACAAAUAACAUGUCAAGGCUACCAGUUACCCACAAUGAUGGUCACACAAUGUGGCUGUAAAAAAUGUGUUGAUACAAAAGCUAUAGUUCGUGGACGUGCUAUCGCUGCAGAUACUGGAGAGCCCAUGAGAUUUGGACACAUCUACAUGGAUGGUGUGAGGGUUAGUCGAACAGGGUACAAGGGCGCAUUCUCCAUCCAAGUACCCACUGGCACUGAAAGGCUAGUUCUUACUUUCGUGGACAAUAUGCAAAAGUUUGUGAACACUACCAAAGUACUUUUGUUCAAUUCUAAAGGUGGGGCUGUAUACCAUGAGAUCAAACUGCUAAGGAAGAAGCCUCCUGUCACCAUUCGCUCCACAGAAACCAACAAACUAGAGCUUGGAGAGGUAAAAGGAGAGGAACCCAUGGCUGAGAUUGAGAUUCCACCCAAUGCUUUCUACAAAGAGAAUGGUGAGGUGUUUGUAGGUGACGUUCAGGCCAGCGUUACCUUCCUGGACCCAAGAGAUGUAUCCACAGCAGCUGCUGCUCAGAGUGAUCUCAACUUUGUUGAUGCUGAAGGUGACACACUGCCUUUGAGAACCUAUGGCAUGUUCUCAGUUGACUUCCGGGAUAAGGAGAGCAGCGAACCGCUAAAUGCUGGAGAAGUUAAAGUUCGUCUUGAUGCAGCUCAAGUGAAGAUGUCUGAACACUUGAAGACAAUGAAGCUGUGGUCCCUCAACCCUGAGACUGGUCUUUGGGAAGAAGAGGGACAGUUCCAGCUGGAGAAGAAGCAACGAGGAAAACGAGAAGAGAGGACCUUCCUUAUUGGCAACAUGGAAAUCAGAGAAAGAAGGCUGUUUAAUUUAGACGUACCUGAAAAUAGGAGAUGUUACGUUAAGGUCCGUGCCUUCCGCAGCGAACGCUUCAUGCCAAGUGAGCAAGUUGAGGGUGUCGUGACGACCUUGAUCAAUAUGGAGCCUACAGCUGGCUACUCAAGCAAUCCUCGUGCCUGGGGAAGGUUCGACAGUGUAAUCACUGGCCCUAAUGGUGCUUGUCUACCUGCCUUCUGUGAUGAACAGAGAGCAGAUGCAUAUUCUGCGUACAUCAUGGCCAACCUUGGAGGCGAAGAACUGGAGGCAGUGGCUUCAGCUCCAAAAUUAAAUCCCAAUAUCAUUGGUGUCCCCCAACCAUAUCUGAAUAAACUGAACUACAGACGAACAGACCACGAUGAUGCCAGAAUCAAGAAGACAGCUUUCAGCAUCAACGUAGCAAAGCCCAGUCCGAACACAGCUGAGGAAGCAAACGGCCCGAUUUAUCCAUUUGAAAAGCUGAAGGAAUGUGAGGAGGCUCCAUUUAGUGCACCUCACUUCCGCUUUUCAAGAGUUGAGGGAGAUCGCUACGACUACAACACGGUUCCUUUCAAUGAGGACGAUCCCAUGAGUUGGACAGAAGACUACCUGAGCUGGUGGCCAAAGCCAAUGGAAUACAGGGCUUGCUAUAUCAAAGUCAAAAUCAACAGCCCUCAUGAAAUCAAUGUUCGUUCUCGCAACAUGGGAGGCACCCAUCCAAGGACCGUUGGCCAGUUGUAUGGCAUUCGUGACAUCCGCAGCAUCCGCGACAUGGACCAGUCAUCUGUCUCAGCCGUCUGUUUAGAGUUCAAAUGCAGUGGCAUGCUCUAUGACCAGGACAGAGUGGAUCGUACCCUUGUAAAAGUGAUCCCUCAGGGCAGCUGCAAGCGAGACGGUGUUAACAGUAUGCUACAAGAAUACUUGGUCAACCACCUUCCACUGGCUGUCAACAACGAUACAAAUGAGUUCACCAUGCUUGCGCCUUUAGACCCUCUUGGCCAUAACUAUGGCAUCUACACCGUCACUGACCAAGAUCCUCGCACAGCUAAGGAGAUAGCACUUGGUCGUUGCUUUGAUGGGACAUCAGAUGGCACCUCCCGAGUUAUGAAGAGCAAUGAAGGUGUAGCUCUAACCUUCACCUGUGGUGACAAAGAAGUCACCAGACAGAGUGUGUUCCAGCAGCUCCAGAAUUCACCCGGCCGAGCCAUAGCAGGAAGCGCUCAGCCAGGACGAGGCAACAGAAGACAGAGAGGAGACUCCUCAGCAGCACGCCGCAAUAGCCGGAGAAGGAGCACUCGCAAUCCCAACAAACGUUCCCAAACCACAGGCUGAAGGUCAAAACAAUUAAUGAGCAUGGCGAAAGAAGAUGAGCUGGCAACACCUACUGCAGAAGAGCUAUGCCAAAUCCACUGAUGGUCCAUCAUCUUUGGACUAUCUGUAAAGCAGCUAAAGUAGGUUUAUUAUAGCUGAUGCAACAUUCUUAAAAACGACAUGAUGCACUGUGAAACUUGAUUGAUGGGUUAGACCAUAUAAAAUAUACCCAGCGCUGAACCCACAGUAAUGAUCAACUCAUCUCAGUAAAACAAAAGUUAUCUUGCUAACCCAUAAAUCCAGCUUCAUUGAAUAUUUCUUCAGCACUCCAAGCACACUUACGACUUAAGAUGGGAGUGUCAGCAGUUUCACAGUAAUGACAGCGGUAUGUUUAGGAAUGUUACUAACUUGGUAAAAAUUUAGCACACCUUAUUUUCAGAACCAUCCAGGAACAUUGGUUUUAAAUUACUUUAACUGUUAUUUUUGAUCACAUACUUUCUAUUUACUUGUACUGUGAUACAUAUUUACUACUUGAAACUGUAAAUAAUGGGAUAUUUAUUUCAUAGAUAACAGGACUUCAAUCACCCAAAUACCAAAGUAUACAAAUGUCAAGUGUAUUUGAUUCACUUACUUGAAAUAUAACUAAGAAAGUUGUGAAAUAAAACUACAAAACACA